AGCAGAUAUCGAUGGGAUCCUGAAGCUAUUGCACAUAGUGUGCUACAUAAAGCAAGGUCAAAGUACCAAUCCUUUACGAUCCGUCAAGAAGUCUCCCUCUCACAAUACCUUGUCUAAAAUGAGCAACGGAUUGAUACGAUCUGCCAUCAAGGCCCUUCUACCUUACCGGCGUUUUAGAUAUCGCCCUUUAGAAAAUGGAUACUUCCGGCUCCUUAUCCUCCAUCCUGGGAAGCGUACCGACGACCUCCGCUGUGAUAUUAUAACAGAGCCACUCAACACCAUAAUAAACUAUUUCGCACUUUCUUACGUCUGGGGCUCACCAAAGCCGAUGCGACCAUACAACCUGAGAACGAAAUAUCUCGGUAUCGGACCGAACCUCGAGGAAGCGUUAUUGUCACUAAGACACGAGAAGUUAUUCCUAACUCUUUGGGUCGAUGCACUGUGUAUCAAUCAGGGUGACUUGGAAGAGCGAGCGCAACAGGUGGAGCACAUGUACACCAUCUUCAAAAACGCUAAAAAAGUCGUGGCGUGGUUAGGCAAAGAGCAGGAA
Molecule: messenger RNA, 550 nt
Organism: Aplosporella prunicola CBS 121167
Lineage: Eukaryota; Fungi; Ascomycota; Dothideomycetes; Botryosphaeriales; Aplosporellaceae
Exons: 3
Source: RefSeq, a predicted model, not a curated record